Cotesia glomerata is the source of this 1836-nucleotide messenger RNA. It is a transcript of the gene Ppat-Dpck, whose product is annotated as bifunctional coenzyme A synthase. Gene Ontology annotation, biological process: coenzyme A biosynthetic process. Bases 206 to 1783 code for a protein of 525 amino acids. The record is from RefSeq and is a predicted model, not a curated record. Gene Ontology annotation, molecular function: dephospho-CoA kinase activity; ATP binding. NCBI's taxonomy places the organism in Eukaryota, Metazoa, Arthropoda, Insecta, Hymenoptera, Braconidae. The transcript is spliced from 4 exons.
UUUAUAUUAUUUUUCAUAAUAAUAAAAUUUUUAACUAAUUAACAUUGACGGCAUUAUUUUUUUUGUUGUAUCAUUUCACCUUGAUAAACUUGACGGUUAAACACACACAAACUCACUGUAAAAAACUCUUAGAUAAUAUAAAUAAAAAAUUUAAUAGUUAAAGUGACAAAUUGAGGUUUGUUUUUGUAAUAGUUGUCAUGUUAAAAUGGCAAAUACUGUGUUAUUAAUAUUAACAAAUUCAUCAAAAGUAGGCAAAUUAUUACCAGUAAUCCAAAGACAUGUAUCUAAAACACUUUAUAUACAAUAUUUUCCCGACAAACAUUUACCAUCUGGUAGUUAUUCAUCAUUACUCCAAUGGAAAUUGUUACCCAACCAUUACCAAAAGAUUGCUAAUAUUUACGCACUAGCAACAACAUUCUUGUCAAAAAUAGACGUCAGAGUAUUAAUUUCAAGUACUAAAAAAAGUUCAUUAAUCUCUACAGUGCGUCCUAUUGAGUUAGUAAUUUUCGACAGGAAUUACAGUAAAGAGGAUGCUAAAAUGUUUGUUAAAAAUUGUAUAAAAAAUUCAGCUGAGCCGUGUAAUUUUAUGGCUAUUAAUAAUGAUAAUCAAGAUGCAGAUGAAUGUUCAGCUGAAACUCUUGAUGAUGAUGAUGUUAAUAACAACGAAAAUAAAAUAUAUAAUAAUACAGUUCUUGGUGGAACAUUUGACAGACUUCAUAAUGGCCAUAAAAUUUUAUUAAGUAAAGCAAUACUUGAAUGUUCCAAUAAAUUAACAGUAGGAGUUACGGAUAGCAGUAUGAUAUCUAGAAAAAUAUUAUGGGAGUUGAUAGAACCAUGUGAAAAAAGAAUGACCGCACUGAGAGAAUUUCUUAAUGAUGUAAAUCCAAAUUUAAUUUAUGAUAUUGUACCUAUAAGUGACGUCUAUGGACCAACCAAGGAUGAUCCUUCAUUUGAAAUGAUUGUAGUUAGCGAGGAAACCCAAAGAGGUGCAGCUAAAGUAAAUGAGCUACGUCUCGAAAAAGGAUUAAAUCAAUUAGAUAUUGAAGUUGUUAAAUUAGUUGAAGAUUCUCAUCAUAGGAACAAUGAAGAAAAUAAGAUAAGCUCAAGUAAUUAUAGGAUAAGGUUGCUCGGUACUCGAUUAAAAGAACCGAAUAUUACUGGGAAAUCUUUGAAACCUUAUAUUAUUGGUCUAACUGGAGGAAUCGCUAGUGGUAAAUCUUCAGUAGCUGAAAAACUAAACUCUCUUGGUGCUGAAAUAGUUCACUGUGAUAAAUUAGCCCAUGAUCUAUACAACCCCGGCCAGCAGUGUUUUAAUCAAGUUGUAGAAAAUUUUGGACAACAAAUAUUGACUUCAAGCGGUCAAAUUGAUCGCAAAGCUCUAGCAAAUAUUGUCUUCAAUAAUAAGGAAGAGCUUGAUAAAUUAAAUAGAAUUAUGUGGCCAGCAAUUCUUGAUGUUGCAAUGAAUAAAAUCAAAGAAUUACAAGCUCAAGGAGCAAAAAUAAUAGUAAUGGAAGCAGCUGUUCUUAUUCAAGCAAAAUGGCAAUAUGUUUGUCAUGAAAUAUGGACUUGUAUUAUUCCUCAUGAAGAGGCAGUGAAACGAGUAAUGGAACGGAAUAAUUUAAGUAAAGAAGAAGCUGAAAUGAGGAUAAAAGUUCAACCAAGUAAUGUCGAGCAGGUUAACGAAGCAACUGUUGUCUUAUCAACUUUAUGGAGUCAUGAUGUAACUCUUAGCCAAGUCCAAAAAGCAUGGGAAUUACUAAAUCAAUUUUUAUCUAAGCAAUAAUUUAUAUAAAUGAAAAUUUUUUAAUUGGAUAGAGAAAGAGAUUGUUAAUACAU